GCUUUUAUAUUUAUGUUGCACCGACUAGAAAGCUUCGUUGCUGUAAACGAUAAAAAAGUUAGAAGAAUCAAUUUGGCAAGAAAUAAUUUUUUGUUUGAAAAUGGUUUGUUGAUUUGUAAAGAAUGUAAUCAAUACAUUUCAAGUUAUGAUCAAGAUUUAGACGUUCAAUCUAUUCAUGAACAAUCAUGUAGUUUUAGUAGAAAUCGUCGUGUUAAUAAAUAUAAGAAGGAAACUGUUGAGCGAAUAUUUAAUAAUUUUAAAAUGAAGUCUGAUAUAAAGGAUAAUAUGUUAAAUGAAGAAAAUUUACGAUCUACGAUUGAAAUAUCCUUGGAAUAUGGUUUUAAAAAUUGGCCUUCAGAGAUGAAGGAGCUUGUUCCAAAAUUAAUUGAAAGUAAUUUGAUAUAUUUAAAUGUCGCAGACAUUACAUAUUGCGUCAGUUGUCAUCGUACUUUUGAUCGUUGGAAAAUAAAUUCACAACCGCUAACCAGACACGCCCAUGAAUCACCAAACUGUAAAUUUAUCAUACAAAUGGAGAGUAAUAUCCUUAAAGAUGUUCCAGAUGAAAUUUUGAAAGAAUUGUUAGCUGCUUGUGGAAUCUUUUUCUGUAACAAGAGAAAUACUACCGUUUGCUAUUAUUGCGCAACAGAAUUUAGAAAUUGCAAUUAUUGCGAAAACGAAAGUAAACUUACAGAAGAAUAUCACUUAAGCGAUGGCUUUAGAAACGUUGAUCAAAGAGCAACAAGAGCAUUGAUUGAUACUCAAGAGGUAAAUUUAUUAAUUGUUCACGGUUUUGAAUGGAAUAAGGUUUUAAGAUCAAUCGAAAUAUGUCAAAGACAAGAAAAAGAUUGUCUAUCACUUCAAAACGUUCUUAAAAACGUCGAAAGAUUAACUGAAAUACAACGAGAGGAGGAUUUAUUGAUUCCCGGUUACAAGUCUUCAAAUGAAAUUAAUAAUCUACCUACAGAAAUACCUAAAUCUUACGAGGAACUGAAAAAAUUGAAUGAAGUCAUUGAACAAAGCGGGAAGUGUCAAAACAUUAAAAAAAGAUGUUUAAAUCAAGCAAAGAUACUUUCUUUGCCUUGUGGUUGUAUAACUUCAUGCGAAGAAUGCGCUGACAAUAUUUUCUAUUGCCCAAGAUGUCAUCAAAUCAUACGAUCUAUGGUGAAAGGUAUCCGCUCCUAA
Molecule: messenger RNA, 1182 nt
Organism: Dimorphilus gyrociliatus
Lineage: Eukaryota; Metazoa; Annelida; Polychaeta; Dinophilidae
Source: the annotation of a GenBank genome assembly